CCCAGCGUUAGUCUAAAAACCAAGGGAUUAACAACACACGAUCUCGAUUUGCGAUGGAGAUAACACGCCCUAGGCUGUUCUUGAUACUGUGUUUGCUAGUCCAUAGUUCAUCUUUAAAAAUUCUGAAGCGACAAAAAAGAAACUGGAUUAUUGAUUCCUUUACUAUUCGAGAAGACCAUGAAGGAGGUUUCCCAUACGAGCUGGGCCCGCUCCACGUUGAAAAUAAAUUCAGCUUUUUAAAGAUACAUGGUCAGGGUGUGGAAGAAGAACCCAAAAACAUCUUAAAACUCAACGAAAUUACAGGAAUGCUUACUGUCCAUGGCCCCGUCGACUACGAGAGGUUCAGAGUUUUAAAGCUAACCUUUCAGGCCUAUGAUCAAGAAAAAAAUGAAAUAGACGCACAGCUUGGAGUUGAGAUAUUAAUAAUCGACGCAAAUGACAACCCUCCGAUGUUUGAGCAUGAUAGGUAUGAGGUUUCCAUAGAAGAGUCAACACCACAAGGCACUGAAUUCACUACCAUCAAAGCAAACGACGACGACAGCACUGAGAACAACAGAUUAUUUGAUUUCAAAAUAAUCUCAGUAAUUCCUGACCCGUUUGACCUGGAGUUCUACCUAACGCAAUUCGAAUCAACUGCAACGGUUUCAUUUAAAGGAUGUCUGGACCAUGAGAAAGCCGAUGCCUACAUCAUUAAAGUGGAGGCCAAAGACCGUGGAGAAGAAGUUCAGCUCUCCAGCUUCGCCACCAUCAUUAUCAACAUAGAAGAUGGAAAUAACCAUCUACCUGUGAUAACAGGACAAUCAGGUACAGGGAGAGUGAAAGAAGGGGAGGAAAAUGUUCUUGUUAAACGUCUGCAAGUUACAGACCGAGACACCAAAGGUACAUCGGCCUGGAGGGCCAAAUAUCAAAUCAAAGGAGACGAAAACAGGAACUUCAAAAUCACUACUGAUCCUGAGACAAAUGAAGGACUGCUGUAUGUAGAAAAGCCUCUGGACUAUGAAGAAAGUCAUGAAAAACACCUGAAUAUCAGUGUACAGAAUGAAGCGCCAUAUUACUCAUGCAAGGUGGAAAGAAGAAGCACCACUGGUCUUUGGAAAGUCAACACUAUUGGUAGUAACACACUAACUCUGUCCACUACCAAAGUGACAGUGAUUGUGGAGGAUGUCAAUGAUCCUCCAAUCUUUGACAUGACUAACAAACAUGUUACGGUGGCGGAAAAUACCAAGGCAGGGCUCUAUCUGGCGACAUUUGCAGCUACAGAUCCCGACGCUUCCAGUGCCAGCACAAUUGUAUACACAAAAGGAGAUGACCCAGCUGAUUGGGUAACAGUGGACCCCAGGACUGGAAAUAUAACCACAACCAAGAUAAUCGACAGAGAGUCCCACUUUGUGAAAGACAAUAUGUAUAAGGUCACAACAUAUGCUGCUGACAAUGGUCUUCCUCCAAUGACAGGCACUGCAACCCUCAACAUCCAUAUUACCGAUGAAAACGACAAUGUGCCACAGUUGACUGAGACAACAUUGGACAUUUGCCAAUCUGAUGGACUCUCUCAGGCCAACAUCACUGCCUUCGACCUUGAUCAAGACCCCUUUGGUGGACCUUUCUCCUUCAAGCUCCAGGAAAAAGAGAAGGGCAAGUGGAAGAUUGACCCUACACAAGGGUAUACAACCAAACUGGUGAAGGAGCUCACAGUUCAUUCUGGAGAGUAUGAUUUGGUGCUGAAGGUAUCUGGCCUCCAGGGCGAGGAAGCAGUUUACAACCUGUCAGUUAUUGUGUGUAACUGUGUUGACAUAACGAAGCCAAAUUGCCGCAUCCGCAAAACUAUGGGCUCCGGAGUAGGAGGAGGAGUGCUUGGGAUCAUAUUUCUUAGCAUGCUACUGCUUUCAGCUGUGCUACUCUUGGUUUUUCUGCUGAAGUGUAAGAAUGAGCACAAACCAAUGCCAGAUAAUAAUGAUUCAGGUUCAGGACAUCUGAUAACGAGUAACAUUGAGAAGCCCGGAACUGAUUGCAACGUGGAAUUGGGUUACGGUCGCAAAGACAUCAAAUUACCAAGAAGGCCUUCAAAGAGAAAGCCAUCAAUAGACGCGGGAGGCCAGCAUGUCACAAACCAGCAAUGGGACUAUUUCUACAGGUUGAAAAUGGAGCAAAGAUAUCAACGUUGGUGUUCUUGGCACGAGGAUUGGGCUCGCCACGGCGGAUCUUCUGCAGAUCAAGAGAUUAGUGUGAUGCAACAUACAAUGAUACUCAAUUUACUACAAGAUAAGCUGUAUGCCCUCAGCGCACCAGAAGAGGAGCUGGGUGAUUAUGAUCUUCAUAAUUACACUGAGGAGGGAGACGAAAAACACAACUUUGAUCUUGAUGCCAUCUCCAUCCCUGAUAUUCCAUUUGACCCAGAACUUGACAUGGACCUGGAUUUCAGGUUUGAUACUCUGGCCUCAAUCUGCCUGUCAAGAGACCAUGCCUACAGUACAAAACCUGAGCCUCAACGUUUUGAGAAGCAACAAAGUUUCAAGUGGAAAGUCUAAAAUGAACACUCCAUCAUACCUGAUUUUUUUUUUAUCAAGUUAGUAGUCCUAAAUAAUAAUUGUAACCAUAUGUUUGGAGGGGCAAAAACGAAAACUGUUACAAUUAUUGUGGGAUUGGACAGAAUUGGCUGAUUUUGUGAAAAAUGGUUUGUAUAACUUCAUUGUUUACAACAGGAGCUUUCUUAACUAAUAUUAUUUUGGGAUUUUAAAAUGAUUACCUUUUUGUUCUUUCAUACAAGCAAUGUUCAUCGCAGAUAGGGAAUGUACAGUGUUUCUGAAAGGAUUGGAAAGCAUGAAAUAAGGUUUAUUAUACAAAUAGAAAACGUUUUUAACUCUUCGAAUAAAUGCUCUUUCAAAGUCACACAUUAGGUUGGGAUAGUGUCAUAAGGAUUACAGUGGGAUUUCAAUGUACUAUUACAAUACAGGGGACUAUAUCUCAGGAGGUUAUGAAAGCUCUUAAAGCAAUGGUUGAAUAUAUGAGAAUUUAGAGCAGAUACAUGCAGUGCAGGGAUAAUGGCAGCCUAUGAUAUUUAUUUUUCAGAAAUGUUUUGUUUGUUUAGCCUUUAAACUUGUAGUUCCUUCAAUUUAUUUUUGUAUAAUAUGCUAAACCUUACCUGAUCAGAUGAUUAGUGUGUUGAAAUAGAAAAAUAUAUCAGGUUUACUGAGACCAACUUUCACCCUACAUGACUUUCUGUCUACCAAUGUUGUGCUACUUGUUUUCAGGAACUUUACAGCAUGUCUCAGAUAAAAUGUUGCUCUGAGA
Molecule: messenger RNA, 3288 nt
Organism: Gymnodraco acuticeps
Lineage: Eukaryota; Metazoa; Chordata; Actinopteri; Perciformes; Bathydraconidae
Product: cadherin-4-like
Exons: 17
Coding region: 54-2525 (823 amino acids)
Biological process (GO): multicellular organism development; calcium-dependent cell-cell adhesion; adherens junction organization
Cellular component (GO): catenin complex; plasma membrane; adherens junction
Molecular function (GO): calcium ion binding; cadherin binding
Source: RefSeq, a predicted model, not a curated record